CAACGCCGUACAUGCUGAUCUAUGUCUGCCGACAGCUCCAAAAGUCAAAAUGCCUCCUCGAAAAACUAUCAGCGCCCCGGCAAACCGUGUCUACAAAUCCUCGGUACCUCUCAAACAGAUCAAAUUCCCCGAACCAAAGAAGCGCAUCACAUAUGGGAAGAAGGCAUCCAAACGAAUUUCAGAACCGGCGCAAGACACACUCACGCAGAUGGAUUUCGUGAAACUCAAUCAGUCAUUUGAGGACGACGAUGAGGAUUUGGAUAGCUAUGAAGAGGAGGCGGAGAAACGAAAGAAGAAACGCAGAAAGACAGAGGGAGAUCAGCCCUCCUCGGAUUCAAAGUACCAUACGCAGACUUUGACUCAGUUCGUCCGGAGUUUCACAGAAACAGAAGAGGAGGAGGAUGAUGAUGUCUUUGACGUUCCUAGCUCCCCACGAUCCUUGGGGCUUCGGCGCAAAAACGUCCCUAUAGCUCCCGAGCCAGCCAAAUCCACAGUACGAAGUCCUUCAAGAAGGAAGAGCGCCCCGGGGAAUAUGGGACCCCCACAGACACCACAUCGAAAGCUUGCCCAGGAGAUUCCAUCAUCUCAGUCUCCAGUAACACCGUCGUCAUUGCACUCUCGAACCUCCCCACUCAGACGUUCGCCAUUGAAAGAAAAGUCAACAAAUAUUCCCAUUCAUUUCUCUCCUACUCCAAAAGCCCCGCCAACUUCUUCUAAACUUCCCAAGCUUAUAAUCGAGGAUACCUUUGAUACAGCAACAGAAAGUCAGCUAAGCCGUAUCCCGACGACUCCUUCCAAAAGGUCAAGCCCUCCAAAAACGGUCAGGUUUGAUGUACCAGAUGCCAGGUUUGAUGUACCAGAUGCCAGUGUUGAGGGUGUAGCUGCUUCGCCAACCUUGAGGAAACCUUCACAAAAUACGUCAUCUCAAAGGCCUUCUAGUCAAGCAAAUUCGAAAUUUGAAAUUCUAGAUUCAGACGCCGAGAGUGAGGUAGAAGAACUAGAGGAUGGAUACCUCCCAGGCGCGGAUCAAGGCGAAGACGAAGAACCCGAGUCAUACUACGGUCACAUAGGUGUUGAAACGCAGUUAGAGGCAGAAAAGCUUCUUGAUUCCGCUCAUACUGAGGAAUCUCAGGUAAUAGAUGAUGAGCCAAUAAGGGAAGAGUUAGGAGAAUCUCAACCCAUGGAAAGCCAACGCCUUUCAACUCAACAUGUGAAUUCUAUGGCGCCCCGAACAGCGGAAUCUGACGUCUUCAUCUCUAUCCAUCCUCAGAAUAUCACAAAAAUAUUGAAUCGAACGAAAGAUCACGAGUUCCGCAAGUGGCGUCUGCCACCCAGUGUUUCUCGAAUGUGGAUAUACGAGACUGCGCCAACAUCUACGUUAAAAUACAUGGCAGUAAUAAGCCGAGAAAAACGCCCGAAGGAGAUUCUAAAUGAGAGUGGAAUAGGAAACGCAGAUUUCAAUGCCAAGCCUAGUGACAGUUCGAAUUAUGCGUACGAGAUCCUGGAGCUUUACCAACUUGCAGAUCCUCUUUCAUGGGCCCAAAUCCACGCCAACGGGUGGCUUAAAGUACCGCCAACGAAAUGGUCUUGGGUAAGACCGGCGGUGCUUGAUCGUCUGGUGGCCAACCUGUUGCCACCGCUGUUCACUCAGCCUUCAAUAGCUCAAGUUAUCCCGCCCUCCUCAUCUACGGACACACAAGAGGCCGAGGCACAACUACUUAGCGAUAUAUUGCAAUUCACACAACCGGCGACCAGUUCUGGAACUCGUUCGACUCAGGCCGUCAACGAAAAGGACACUUCCUAUGAGGAGUCCCUUCCUGCGACCCGGCCAGAAACCCCUCGGAUUGUUCGCUCGUCACAAGCAUCGACUGUAGAUCUCACCCAAUCCCAAACACCGAAGAAACAGAACCUGCCUGAUGUCAUAUGGGAAUCGCCCACACGGCCAGUCCCUUCGAGUACGCCGCUUGAAUUACCUACUCCCCGCCCUCAAGAAUAUCAGGACUCAGACACUCCUAUACCGUUCUCACUGCAUUCUUCGCAGCUACUGACUAAAAGUCAGAUGCUGCCAGAGAGUCUGAUAACCGACAGUGUACCCAGACCUCCUCUAUUCAUACAGGAUUCCGAUGCGGAGGAUUGAAUACUACGGCCUGAAUAGCUCAGCUGGUCGGAAGCUUUAAUUUCUCUUUCGAGCACCCUAUCUAUACAUCACCUCGGAAUCCAAGGUUCAUUAAGGAUCCGGAACGUUAUCAUAGUAUAUUAUAUGGCUGCUCGAUGGAUACAUAUCAGAGGAACCCGGCGUGACCAAUGUGUGUGUAUAUUUCCAGUGUUGAAUUGUUCAUACGUGGAAGAGGCUGAGGAAGUGCAAGGCAUGCCGAACCCCAAGAUAUGCCUUGGAAGACGCAUGACUGGCCAAUUCCUGAGUACAUCGAACAAUUGCCACAGACUUUACUAUCCUUCUGAAUGCUGGCUUCACACUUUCAGC
Molecule: messenger RNA, 2482 nt
Organism: Amorphotheca resinae ATCC 22711
Lineage: Eukaryota; Fungi; Ascomycota; Leotiomycetes; Helotiales; Amorphothecaceae
Exons: 2
Coding region: 50-2137 (695 amino acids)
Source: RefSeq, a predicted model, not a curated record